AUGCAAAAUCAAAAUAACGUCGACGACAAAAAAUACAGAAAACCAUUGAUGGAGAAGAAAAGAAGAGCUAGAAUAAACGACAGUCUCGAAAAUUUGAAACAAAUAUUAUUAGAGUGCGAUCCACAAAGUGUUGGAAAGAAAAGUGCUAAGCUGGAAAAGGCGGACAUUCUGGAAAUGACUGUAAGUUACCUUCAAACUAUAAGAAAAACACCUGCUCCUAAUAGUUAUUAUCAAUCAACUAACUACGGGAAUUGCUCAACGAAUAAAUACAGUAGCAACAGUUAUGUAACUGUCGCCUCUAAAACCGGUAAUGUCGGUCAAUAUUGCUACGGUGGUAGUUCGACUAGUUCGUAUUAUUCAAAAAAUCAAUCUACACAGAAAGCGGACAAAAGCGGAUUGUGGAGACCUUGGUAA
Molecule: messenger RNA, 414 nt
Organism: Diorhabda sublineata
Lineage: Eukaryota; Metazoa; Arthropoda; Insecta; Coleoptera; Chrysomelidae
Product: transcription factor HES-2-like
Exons: 1
Coding region: 1-414 (137 amino acids)
Biological process (GO): regulation of transcription by RNA polymerase II; regulation of neurogenesis; anterior/posterior pattern specification
Cellular component (GO): nucleus
Molecular function (GO): protein dimerization activity; DNA-binding transcription factor activity, RNA polymerase II-specific; RNA polymerase II cis-regulatory region sequence-specific DNA binding
Source: RefSeq, a predicted model, not a curated record